Molecule: messenger RNA, 2493 nt
Organism: Dendrobium catenatum
Lineage: Eukaryota; Viridiplantae; Streptophyta; Magnoliopsida; Asparagales; Orchidaceae
Product: VIN3-like protein 2
Exons: 4
Coding region: 142-2280 (712 amino acids)
Biological process (GO): epigenetic regulation of gene expression; vernalization response
Molecular function (GO): protein binding
Source: RefSeq, a predicted model, not a curated record
AAAUAAAAUUUAUUGGAUUAUUGGCUUCAUCAGUUUUUUCUUCUCUCAGCGUUUGAGGAUGAUCAGAAGGGGAGAAGACGAGAUUCUUCCCUUCUGGUAAUGUGAAAAUUACAGGAAGAAGAGAAGAAGACUCACGCCGCCAUGGAUCCCCCUUUCUCCGGAUAUGUACUAGACCCAUCAAAAUGCCAAAAGUUGAGCAUCAAGGAAAAGAGGGAGAUUGUUUGGCAAUUGGCCAAGUGGCCAGAGAGUGCCCCUGAAAAGCUACAGACAUGGAGCCGCAGGGAUCUUCUACAGAUUCUUUGUGUGGAGAUGGGAAAGGAAAGGAAGUACACUGGGUUAACGAAGCAGAAACUGAUAGAGAAUCUAUUUAAAAUUGUGUCCAAGAAGAAGUCCGGCAAGUAUGUAGAAGACACAGAUUUAACUCAGCAUCCUUCCAUGCUUGAUCCUCAAACACCAGCGAAAAGGCAGAGGAAAAAUGAUCACCCUUCACGUUUGAUGGUUGAAGCAAACAUUGUCUCACUUAGCGAUGAAAGUGAAGCUCCAAAGUGUACCCGUUUCUGCCUUAAUGUAGCUUGCCGGGCGCCGUUGAGCCUGGAGGACCUGUUUUGCAAAAGAUGUUCUUGCUGCAUCUGUCACAAGUAUGAUGAUAACAAGGACCCAAGCCUAUGGCUGUUUUGCAGCUCAGAAGAUUCCAGUCAAGGUGAUAUAUGUCGUUUAUCUUGUCAUCUAGAUUGUGCCCUGAAAGAUGAAAGAACUGGCAUUGCAAAUAAUGGCCAGUGUUCAAAACUUGAUGGGAGCUAUUUUUGCGUUCAUUGUAGAAGAGUGAACAGCUUGCUGGGAUGCUGGAGGAAACAACUCUUAAUCGCAAAGGAUGCUAGGAGGGUUGAUGUGCUUUGCCAUCGAGUUUCCCUAAGCCACAAGCUACUCAGUGCAACUCAGAAAUAUCAAAGUUUGCAUGAAAUUGUGGAUGAAGCAAUGAAGAAGCUGGAAGCUGAGGUUGGCCUUCAGCUUGCCCCGCAAAACAUGGGUCGUGGGAUUGUUAACAGACUCUCGGUUGGUGCUGAAGUCCAAAGACUCUGUGCCCGAGCGAUCGAGGCUCUAGAUACAUCACUUGCUUUAUCAGCAAAUGUGCAAUUCCAGCAAGCUAUUUCAGUUCCAUCUGAAUUUAUAAAAUUUGAAGAUAAGUCAUCAUCAUCACUCAUUAUAGUUUUGGACUGUGAAACUCAUCACCCAUCUUUAUCUGAAGAGAUAUUUGGCUAUACGAUUUGGCAUCGUAAGGUCGAUGCAGUUGGCUAUCCUGCCGAGCCAACUGGUACACUGUACAAUCCAAAUAGAAGAUUUCUAGUAACAGGACUACUUCCAUGCACAGAAUAUAUUUUCAAAGUUGUUGCAUUUAGUGAAAGAAUGGAACUGGAGAAUUGGGAAGUAGGAGUGAGAACUGAUGAUUUGAUAGAAAAAGAGGUCAUUAUUCGCCCAGCUGCAGAAGAAGCAUCACCAAAGACUAAUAGCAGUGGCCUUUCCAAUCCUUCUUCUGAAGCAGAUGAAUCUCAUAACACAGGCAUUUAUGCUGACUUGAAUAAAUCUCCAGGUAGUUAUUUUGGUUAUGGAGAAAAGCCUGACGCAGUAGUUUCAGAAAAAUCAUGCGAUCAAAUAUAUAGCUGCAAAGAAAUGGAUCAGGAAGCGAGACCUGGUCUCUCUGGAUCAGCCUUGGACGAGGAACCCAAUUCUACAUUGAACACCGAUUCGCAUCGCGACUCCAACAACUCGGCAGAGCUUAACCAGUCAUUAGAUCUUCCUAAAUCAGAAAAUGCAUCAAAAGCUCCUAUUGGGAAUGAGAUGGUUAUUGUUCCUUGCCUCCCUGUCACUGCUGGCAGACUAGAAGCAGGAUCAGCAAAAUCCAGCAUCAAUUUACUGCUUGAGAAUGGUCUUCCAAAACCAGAAAAGGAGCCUGGGAGCUCAUCAAAGAGAAGAAUUGGAAAAUGUGAUGAGUUCUGCAAGAAGGAUGGACCUAUGGAAGGAGACUAUGAAUAUUGUGUUAAAGUGAUUCGGUGGCUCGAGUGCGACGGCUACAUAGAAAGCAACUUCAGGGUUAAGUUUCUGACCUGGUUCAGCUUGAGAGCAACUAUACAGGAGAGGAGAGUUGUAAGUGUUUUUGUUGAUACUCUGAUUGACGAUCCAGGGAGCCUUGCAGGUCAGCUGGUUGAUACAUUCUCUGAUGCCAUUUGCAGCAAAAGGCCACCACCUGUGCCAAAUGGCUUCUGUAUGAAGCUUUGGCACUAACUAUCGAAGGACUUUCUACUUCUUCGGGUAACUUCCUGAGAGAAAUUCUUUGGAUAGAAAUUGUUGCAUUUAAUUCUUAUUUGAAAGUCUUAUUUAUUGAUCAAUGAUUUCAGGAUAAGUCAUUUCAGCCUAAUUUUUAAGUUAUACCAUAGCUCAUUGUUAUUGAACCUUUGAUUUAUAUUACAGCAGUCUUCAGUUUCUCAGUUGAAAGAA